AUGACGAUGAUGACUACCACCACCACCAGUACCACCAAGAUUGCUAAGAUGAUGACAACAACUACCACCACCACUACUACCACCAGCAGCACCAAAGCUACUAAGGUGGUGAUGACAACCAUCACCACCACGACCAUCAUGGCCACAACCACCACGACUACAAAGAUGACAAUGAUUACUACCACUACUACCACUACUAUCACUACCACUCCUGCUACUACAGCUACUACUUCUACUACUGCUACUAAAGGACACAAUGAAGACUAUCACCACCAAUCAUGGUCUGAGUUCGAAGCUCUCGUGGUGAGUAUGCCUUCGGCUGGCGCGCUCUCCAUGCUCGGCGCCUGCCACGCAGGAAUGCCUAUCUCGCAGGGGCGCGGCUCUCCGCGCCGCAUGUGCCGGGCUGGUGAGUGGUUUGAAGAAGAUGAUUCUUGCGAGGAAGGAAAUAUUUUUGAAGAUGCAAGUAGUGAAGAAUCAGCCAAUGAACGUGAAGAUGUGAAUGUUGUGGCAGAUGACAGUCCUUCCGAUAAUAUUACUUUAUCAGAGUCUGAAAAUGAAGAACCACCACAAAAAGGUAUAGAGGACCACACAUAUAUUAGUCGGACGGCGGCGCGCGCCUGCCCGCGGUCCCGGGUUCGCGCCCAGACACUUGUUGCUCGUGCUGCCGCGGCUGCUGGCUCGCUGCCGGGCCGCGGCUGGGCAGGGCCGCCCGUACUCAUCGUCGCGGACAAAGAAGCCACCGGCCACCGAGGUCGCCCUGCGCGCCCCGUCCAAGGCCGCGCCGCCGCAGCCCCUUUCCCAGGUGUCCGAACUGGAGCGACUAACAUACUAGCCGCGUCCAAGAAGGGGGCGGGGGUGUCGUAUCCGCCACCGCACAGCAGCCGUAAACUCGGCGCGGCGUGCUACAAGACGCGCGGCACACGGCGAAUACCGCUGGCGCCGCACACGAUGUCAACAACUGGCGCCAGUGAACGCGUCGUCGCGGGGUUAGCGGCAGCGGACACACCACUCUCGAUACGGAUUACCCCGGAGGCGCUGCCCUUGCCACCAGAGUGA
Schistocerca piceifrons (Central American locust) is the source of this 1056-nucleotide messenger RNA. Its product is annotated as putative GPI-anchored protein pfl2. The transcript has 5 exons. The record is from RefSeq and is a predicted model, not a curated record. Lineage: Eukaryota; Metazoa; Arthropoda; Insecta; Orthoptera; Acrididae. Bases 1 to 1056 code for a protein of 351 amino acids.